Molecule: messenger RNA, 2830 nt
Organism: Harpegnathos saltator (Jerdon's jumping ant)
Lineage: Eukaryota; Metazoa; Arthropoda; Insecta; Hymenoptera; Formicidae
Product: ankyrin repeat and zinc finger domain-containing protein 1
Exons: 12
Coding region: 176-2587 (803 amino acids)
Biological process (GO): ERAD pathway
Molecular function (GO): protein binding
Source: RefSeq, a predicted model, not a curated record
ACGUUUCGCGGCGCGUAGGAUGACGAAACGAUCGGUGCGUUCUCUCCGUGUUGAUCGUUGGGAUUAGAUUUCUCGUCGAAUUUCCGCGAAUCUUGUGUUUUGAGCCGUGUUUCCUCUCUCGCUAUCGCGGUCGGGUAGACAUUGCAUCUUUCCUGUCCGUCUUUAGAACUGGAGAAUGGUGAAUGAAACUGAUCAGGCCUGCCAAGUGGCUACGAAAGAAAUGGACCAUCAGAUCUUUAAAAUACAUAAUCCAGAUGACUUCAGCCGGAUCACCAGAGGGAUCAAGGUUGCGCAAUGCAUGCAAUCGCGGUCGUCCUGUGUUUCUGACAGUGAGACCGUGUUAAACCAAUUGGAGGAUCUGGUUGUGUCGGAUUCGUUGAGUUGUUCCUUUUGUAACACCGUGUUUGAGGACAAAACUCAACAGAGACAUCAUUACAAGCUAGAUUGGCACUGUUACAAUCUCAAGCAACACCUGAAUGGUCUGAAGUCAAUUAGCGAGGAUAGUUUUAACUUACUGGUUGAUGAAGGCGCCGUGUCUAGUCUGUCUGGUAGCGAGACAGAGUCCGAAAAUGAGGACGAAGCUGGUACUUCGGAGACUGGUAGCUCGCUCAAUGACCAGAUCAAGAAUGAACCUGCGAGUAAAAAUAAUUCCGUGCCUAUCAACGAGGAGUCUGACAAGAAGGAAAGACGCAGCAAGGGUAUCGAGUUAGUCUCGGACAGUUCUGAUACUGAGUGUAAUGAAAUGUUCAAGGAGAAGAAACUGCAAGCUCUACUGGCCAUUGCCAGUCGUCACUCAAAAGUAUUCUUUGAGAAUGAAGAUGGCAACAUAUUCAGCAUCUACAGGUGUCUGUUGCACCAUAAGAAGGACAUUCCUGAAGUAGACAAUGAGAUGAUUGCUCAGGCACUGAACAGUGGCAAAAAGACAACAUGGACGGUCAUCAUGGUCGGUGGUGGACACUUUGCCGCGGCAGUAUUUCAAGACGGCGAACCUAUCGUGCACAAGACCUACCAUUCUUACACUGUGCGGGCAAAACAAGGUUUCGCUCAGAAUUCUCGUACGACGGGCAAUCAUCAGAAGAGCGCCGGUGCCAGUCUACGAAGAUACAACGAAGCGUCUCUCAUUCAGCACGUGCAAGAGAUACUGGAGUCGUGGUCGACGCACAUCAGCAAUUCGUCGCUGAUUUUGUAUCGAGCGGUCGGUCCGUUUAAUCGCACGGUGCUCUUCGGCGGCAAGAAUCCUACGUUAGACAAGAACGACUCCAGGCUAAGACCACUGCCCUUUCCCACACGUAGAGCCACGUUUAAGGAAGUCAAGAGAGUGUACGAUAUAUUGAGCUCCAUGGAGAUUUACGGUUCCGCGGCAAACUUUACAGACUGUUUCCCCAACUCGCCGCGACAGCCUAUACGCAAGAAGGUCCCCAAGCCCGAGCUGAUGGACGAGAUACCCGAGGGAGGCAUCGACGCGGAAUGUCAGCCUAAUGUGACACACAGUAGUACCAGUAGUUCUCAGGAGAGCGAUAAGAUAAAAACAGCUCUGCCGUCCUCACCGGAGAGACAACACAGGAAUUCGCGUUCGCAUAUAGAUCGAGCGAAACCAAGGAAAAGCCCAAUUCGUCCGCUACCAGAAAUCGUUACUAGACUAGCUCAGUCUUCUUCGGGAUCAGAAGUGGACGAGAAUUUGCCGUUGAGUGUUUCGAUAAUUGAACAAGACUUGGAGAUAGAAUUUAAUGAACAUUUACUAGCCUUUCAAGAUACUGUACCAAGGUAUAUGAAGAAUAAAAAAGCUCGUCGGCAGAAGAAAAAAGUGAAGAAAGACGCCCAAAUAAUCAACGAAGUAUUAUUGGAUGCUAAAAUAAAAUUGUGGAAUGCGUGUAAACUGGGGGAUAACGACCUGCUGUCAUCGACUAUCGACGAUCUCCUGGACGAAGUUAAAAAAUGCGAGGAACUGAUGGAGCAAAAUAAGAGUGAUGUUAACGUCGAAUGCAUCAAUCCUCUGGUCAACAUGCACGACAUAGCGAAAUUGGUCAACGAUGUUAACGAGGAGGGUAACACGAUGUUGCAUCUGGCGGCGUUCGGUGGACAUUUGAAACUAAUAUGGCUGCUGCUGGAGAUCGGAUCCGAUCCCUGCAAUAAAAAUAGAAAGCUGCAGACACCGUACGCCGCUGCGAACGAUAAAGAGACCAGGAAUAUUUUCAGAAGGUUUAUGGGAGCUAACCCGGACAAGUAUAAUUACCAUAAGUCUCAAAUACCCGGGCCGCUCAACGAGGAGAUCGAACAGGAGCAGAUGGAGAAGAAGAGGCAGCAGCGGAAAAUAAAGCGUUUGAAGGAGAAGGUCAAGAGGAAGGAGUUUGAGUUGAAGAAGCAGGAAGAAGACGAGAAGCAAAGAUUCCUCAAUCUUAGUGAUCGAGAAAAGAGAGCACUAGCUGCGGAGAAGCGCAUGUUGAACCAAGGUUAUACCGUAAUGUUGCGGUGUUUCCAGUGUGCUGUCGACAUGACUGGUCAGGUGCCUUUUGAGUACAAUGCCAAUCGCUUCUGCUCCAUGCCGUGUCUCAAGGAGCAUCGUCUUCACAAUAAAUUUGUUAUGUGAUGGUGUAUCGUAUAUAGCUAGCGAAAUUUUGCGUACCAAUCAGGCAUCUUUGACCGUGAUUGGCUCACGAUUACUCCGUUAGUCCCUAUAUUUCGUCCACGGAGGAAUUUUGACGGGUGAUUUUUUCAAAAUGAUGUGUAAAGCUAUUUGCAUUACCUCUGAAUAUUGAUUGAAAUAUAUCAGCCACGACGAUUCUAAGGACGAACAAGAUCAGGAAGUACGACUUCAGUACAAUGAUUUAUA